Messenger RNA from Psilocybe cubensis, 1425 nucleotides. Its product is annotated as DNA-dependent metalloprotease WSS1-like protein. Bases 1 to 1425 code for a protein of 474 amino acids. NCBI's taxonomy places the organism in Eukaryota, Fungi, Basidiomycota, Agaricomycetes, Agaricales, Agrocybaceae. The transcript is spliced from 10 exons. The record is from RefSeq and is a predicted model, not a curated record.
AUGGUACACCUGCGCCUUAACGAGAAGGAAACCAAUCCGAAUCCUCAUAUUAACUUUAUAACUGCAUUAAAAGCAGACGCAGAUGACGAAGAAAGUGCGCGUCAGCUUUUGCGCGCUUUGGCUGCACAAGUCAGACCAGUUAUGAAGGCUCAUGGUUUUGCUGUAAACAGCUUUGAGGAGUACGAAUAUAACAGUGUAUUUGCUGGCCGGAAUUGGAAUAAUGGGGAGACAGUCGAACUCGUGUUGAGACGACCUGAUGGAUCCUUUUAUCCCACUUACUGGUUAAUGAGUACGCUAUGCCACGAACUUGCACAUAUCAAGCAUAUGAAUCAUGGCCCUGCUUUUCAAGCUCUGUGGUCUCGUCUUCGUGCCGAGGUUCGUCAAUUGCAAGACAGAGGAUAUUACGGGGACGGAUACUGGUCCUCUGGGCAAAGGCUCCGCGACUCUGCUCGGGUAGGCGAAGACGGGAUCAACCCAGGGGAUAUCCCUGAAUACCUAUGCGGCGGUGCCCAAUCUCGUACCAAACCUACGGCGCGACGCCGACGCCAGACGACUAGGGGAAAGCGGAGGGAGGUUGUACCCUCUCUCCAUACCGGUGCACAAACUGCGAAGAAGAGAAAGUCUGGAGCACGAGUCACAUCGAAAUACGCUUUCACUGGUGAAGGGACAUCUCUGGGAAACGAGGGCGUUGGCACUGGCUUUAGGAAGCAAGCAGCCAGCAAACGGGCCCGGGAGGAGAGAGCACUGGCUGCUGAACGCAGGCUUCUGGCUCUGCAAACCGCUGCAUCAGGCACAUCUACCAAAUCUGCUGAAGAAGAAUUGGCAGACGACGAUGACUCAGAUGACGAAGUGGAAUUCGUACCAGAAACGGAUGCAGAACGAAGACAAGCCAUCAAAGAAGCUGACGAGGACAGCAACAAUCUAAAACUAGGCCCUGGAUUUUCGUGGACUCAGUUCAAAGAUGACUUCAAUUUCAAUGCAGCAAGCAAGCCAAGCGGAUCUAAGCUUCCCUUCCCUGAUAUUAUUGAUAUUUCAUCAGACGACGAGGAUACUGGACGAGCAUGCGAUGUACCUGUUGCCUCUGGGUCUACAUUCACAUCUGGAUCCCUUCGUGGUGAUAGCAAAUCCAACAAAGGCAAGGGCAGGGCGGAAAUGGGUUUGAACAACUUAGUUCAAAGCGAGAUUAAGCUGCGGAAACAGGAGUCUCUCGGGAUGGCGCCCGUGAAAGGGGGAGGUAGGAAGGUGGGCGGCUCGAAAUCCGGACCACAAAAGUCCGGUGGUAGGUUUGAACAGGAAAGGAAACCUCCAGAGGAAGUGGUGUCGAUUGCGGAGAAAAUGCGCCAGAUCACCUUGCCUGUGGUGCGUGUGCCACGCCUCGUAAUGAAGUAUGGAGGGAUCGCGGUCAUUAGGGCUGAACAAGUUUAG